Messenger RNA from Solea senegalensis (Senegalese sole), 4161 nucleotides. RefSeq names its product endoplasmic reticulum oxidoreductase 1 beta (gene ero1b). NCBI's taxonomy places the organism in Eukaryota, Metazoa, Chordata, Actinopteri, Pleuronectiformes, Soleidae. Bases 300 to 1877 code for a protein of 525 amino acids. The transcript has 17 exons. Gene Ontology annotation, cellular component: endoplasmic reticulum; endoplasmic reticulum membrane. The record is from RefSeq and is a predicted model, not a curated record. Gene Ontology annotation, biological process: protein folding in endoplasmic reticulum. Gene Ontology annotation, molecular function: thiol oxidase activity; FAD binding; protein-disulfide reductase activity.
GAAAUUGAAGCCGGGACGGAAACUUUUCUCCGGGACACGUUAGCAUCGUAAUGCGGUGACCUCGGUUCUGUGAGGUGGGAGUUAGAGCUCCAAGUAUCCGCUCGAGGGCGCUCAUACACAGGGCUGCUCACUCCACACACAGUUAGCCUGCGGAUGCUACCGUCAGCUAGCCCGAAGAAGCGCCUGUGGUUAGCUUCCCCGGCAGCAGCAGCGUCAGCAGCUGGAGGACGAGCUGCUGAAGUCUCGCUGUUUUUUCUCUGUUUUUAUUUUUCCACCGGCGCCCGCCAGUACAGGAAGUGAUGUGGAGAGCAGCUUUGCGGGCGUUCGCUGUUUUGCUCUUGGCCUGGUUCUUCGGGAACUUUGUUUGGGGCUGGUUUCAACGCAACAACAUAGAACCCCCAGCCCCGCAGAGCGAUCAUCUGAGCGGCGGCUCAGAGUCGGUGAGGCCGGAGCAGAGCUGCCUCUGCCACCUCACUGGUGUUCUGGACGACUGCUUCUGUGACGUCGAGAGCAUCGAUGUCUUCAACAACUUCAAGCUUUACCCUCGAGUCAGGAAACUGACGGAGAGAGACUACUUCAGAUAUUACAGGGUGAACUUGAAGAGACCUUGUCCUUUCUGGCCUGAUGACGGACACUGCUCCAUCAAAGACUGUCAUGUGGAGCCCUGUCCUGAGAGUAAGAUUCCUGUUGGCAUCAAGUCUGGGAACUACAACAAGAAAACAUUAUGCCGGAAGCCCGGAACGAAAAUCAUAGGAGGAAAUACGAGUCAUAUGUUUGACCAUGUGCGGGAUAAGCACCCGGCUCUGUACGCCAGAGUAAAGUAUUCUCAGGCAGCAAACAUCAUAGCCGACAUGUCAGAUUGUGAGCAGGCGCAGGAGCUCGGCGCCAUCAAUAGCACACUGAGUAAUCAGAGUAAAGAGGCGUUUGCUGACUGGGCGAGACACGACGACGCCCAGGAUCACUUCUGUGAACUCGAUGAUGAGACCUCUCCAGAUGCUGAGUAUGUGGAUCUGCUGCUGAACCCAGAACGAUUCACUGGAUACAAAGGUCCUUCAGCCUGGAGAGUCUGGAACAGCAUCUAUGAGGAGAACUGCUUCAAACCCAGAUCAGUGUACCGACCUCUGAACCCUCUGGCUCCAAGCAGAGGAGACGACGAUGGAGAAGGUUUCUAUAAGUGGCUUGAAGGUUUGUGUUUGGAGAAGAGAGUGUUUUACAGAUUAAUCUCCGGCCUUCACAGCAGCAUCAACAUCCACCUGUGUGCUCAGUACCUGCUGGACGAGGGCUGGGGUCGUUCAGUGUGGGGAUCAAAUGUCCGUGAGUUCCGGCAGCGUUUCGAUAACGCCGAGACGAAGGGCGAGGGCACACGGCGACUGAAGAACCUCUACUUCCUGUACCUGAUUGAGCUGCGGGCGCUUUACAAGGUGGCGCCGUACUUUGAACGCGCCAUCGUCAACCUGUACACUGGAAACGCUCAAGAGGACGGAGACACCAAGGAGCUGUUGCUGCAGGUCUUCAACGAGAUCAAAGCUUUUCCCAUGCACUUUGAUGAGAAGUCCAUGUUCGCUGGACACAAAAUAGAAGCCAAAACACUGAAGGAGGAAUUUCGCCUCCAUUUUAAAAACAUCUCCAGGAUCAUGGACUGUGUGGGCUGCAGCAAAUGUCGUCUGUGGGGGAAACUGCAGAUUCAGGGUCUGGGCACGGCUCUGAAGAUCCUCUUCUCUGAGAAAGAGAUUAAGAAUCUUGCGGAACACAGUCCGUCGAAAGGCUUCCAGCUCACGCGGCAGGAGAUCGUGGCGCUGAUGAACGCCUUCGGAAGGUUGUCCACCAGUAUCCACCAGCUCCACAACUUCCGCCAGCUGCUGCAGGAGGAGAGGUAACAGGAGCUGCUGCUUCACCUGGCCAGUAGGUGGCGCCAGCGUGCGGAAAACUGCACCUGAGCCGGGAGAAAAUAAAAAAUAUUAUUCUGGAUGGCGGGAUCAGUAGUGGCGUUCCCAUAAUUUUCAUUUUUCCUCCCUAACGUCCACUUCCUGAUUCUGAUCCUGUUAGUUUUUUUCCCUCUUUGAGGAGUGAUUAAAGGAGCAGUCCGUCUUUUUGCAGACGUCUGGACGAGUCAUCGAAGUGACCGAGUCGUUCUCUGCUGACAUCACAUCCUGUCGGACUUUGACCUCUUGACCCUGAUUCAGACGUUUUUGACUCAACAUUCACUGUCCGAAUGUCGUGACGCCACCGCUGCCUGUUUUUUGUUUGUUUUUUUUCCACCAUUUCCUGUUUGGCCCGAUCUGCCUGUUUAUGUUAGCUAGCUAGGUCUGUGUGUGUGUGUGUGUGUGUGUGUGGUGCUGAAGUUUAGCUGACGUCCGAUUGGAGCGAAUUGGUCGCAGUAGGCGUCGACUGAUACAAAAUUUGCAUCUGCUUUGUACCUUGUUUUAUUCAGCAUGAUUGUUAGCGGUGUUGGAGAACAACGCGUUCUCUUUAUGACAAACAGAUGUUUUUUUUGUUUGACUAUAAAACUCAAAUAUUUAAAGUAGUGAGGGGGAGGAGCCUGUGUGUGUGUGUUAGCAGUUGCAGCUAUAAUCUCAUGGACUAUGACUUGAUUCUAUCGUUAAAAAAUGUAACAAUAGUUUUACUUGUAAGUUAUUAUCGAUCACAGAUUAAAGAUUCUGCUCGUGUUUGACGCUAAGACACUAACUCUGUUAAAUAGUUCUUUUAAAAAAGGUUGCGUUUUUUUUGUCCUUAAUUAUGUUCACUUUGUCGGCCAGUUUGACAGACUCCAGUGUUUGGCUCCGCCCCUUUAAGUGUCAGACCACCGUGUUUGAUACCACAGUAUAAGGAAAAAAAAAAAACGUACAGUUCACAUCGGAACACUCAAAAUGCAAAUAAUUUAGAUUUGGCUGUGACACUGUUUUCCAUUUAAGUUGUUUUGUUUUUGUUACCAAAUUAAUCAAAUACAAUCUGAGCUGAGCUGCGAGGUGGAAACGGGGGCUUUCACGUGAACAAAACAACGCAACAGCAGAUUUUCUCCGUCAGACGUGUUCACGAUGGCGGGAGAAAGUUUGUAUUUAAAUAUUUUCCUGCGUGGUCACGUGUGUUGCUUCGCCCUCAUGUUGGGACUUCGGUGAACGUGUGAAAGCAGCUUCUGUCUCCGUAGUGACGUUUUCCAGUAAUUGCCCCGAGGUGGCAUGUUCUCGUGCCAGGCUCCGCCCCCUACAGCUCCACGAUCUAAUGAAAAUGGUACAAAUAACAUUUUUAAUAUUUUUUCAAACCUCGUCCAUCAUGUCACGGAAGUCGUAGAGAACGGUCGCACAUUUUGCGAUUAGGAGGUUUUAAUUGCAGCACCCCCUGUGUUUGUAAUCUCAAAUAAUCAUUUUAAAAUCGCUUUUUCCAGUGUUUUUCAUGAUGUUACCGCGUGCUGCCUGUUUUAUUUCAGCGUUGUCUUUAUGAUUAAAAAAAAAACGUAAAAAGUUUACGUAAACACCAAUUGACGCAACGAAAAAUACGAAGUUCCUUCAUUUUAUCUGCAAUGUGACGAUCUCGAUGAACCUGUAGGUUAUAUUUACAAAGUCUGAGCAAUGACAAAAAAGCGAGUUGUCGACAGGUUAGUGGCGCCCCCUGCAGGUAAAGCACAGAAACGUGUUGUGAUUAGCCGAGACACCUUUUUCGGCUAAGAUUUAAGUAAACUUCGGUCACGUUUGUAAAGGCAGCGUCAGUCCGUUCAGCUUUUUUCUCAUUUUAUUUUUAAUGUUUUUGGGGUUUUUUUGGUGUGGACGAAAAACAAAAAUGGACCAAAGAAAUUUUAUUUGAAAAAAAUUUUUUUGUUCGUGAUGCUAGCAAAAAACUUCAUUGAUCGUUUUACCACAUGUUCUGAACAGUUCGGAGAAAGAGUCGCGAUGAUGAAAUAAGAGAUACGUCGCAUUUCUGUAGUUAGUUUAUAAAAACACGGAAUCAUGUGUGCGCACAUGUCCACACGUCAGCCUUAAAAACUAAAACACUUUACAAACCACAUUUUCAUUCAAAUCUGUCCAGUUUUUCCCCCCUUCAGAUCCCCCGCGUAUAUACAUACAAAUAUAUACAUAUAUAUAUAUAUAUGUAUACGUUUCACCAUGUUAAUGUUGAACCUGUUGAUUAUAUUUAUUUGAAAAGAUGAAUAAAUAUUUCUGGACACAA